AUAGUUAGUCAGAUUUAUUUUUCUGCUGACCGCAGAAAGGGGGAGGGAGGUAGUCGCUGUUCCUUAAAAAAAAUAAAAAAAUAAAAAACAAUAACCCUGGUGUCCAGCAUUCCUCUUGUUUUGCCGUCUCGCUUUUAUUAGCGCGUCUCAAGUCUCAUCAGGGCAGCUAGCCUCGGGAGGACUUUGUUUUCAUGGAGGAGGAGGCAUGGUCCUUCAACUACAUAAUACAUUCAAAUCCACAAAGAAGAGAGGAACGGCAGAGAAGAAUUUUUUUUUUUCAGAGCAUUUUGGUGCAUUUCUAAUGCAUUGUUUUAAGAAAAUACCUGCAAGCGUAGAAUAAUAAUAAUAACAAAAACACUGAAUUAAAAACCAAUUUACUGAGAGAGAGAGAGAGAGAGAGAGAGAGAGAGAGAGAGAUAAUUAACUUCACUGCAAGAAGUCAAGUCAGAUUUAUUUUCUUCUCCUUGCUUGGAAGUUGAUUAAAUAAAUGCAUUCAACGGCUGAUGCAUCUGAAGAUGACAGCGUUUGAUGGGACUGAGUGACUAAUGUAAAGAAGAUCACCGUUUCUGACAGCGUAUAAAACAAACUGAACACUACAGCGCCGAGGUAAACAGCCUUGCGUUUGCACGGUAGAGAGGAGGGGGUCGAACCAGAGAAAGUGUUUAUGCAAACUUAACAAAAGGCUGCAGCUAUCGGUCUGUUUGCAGCCUGAUUCACAAGCGUUUUAUAACCCGCCUUCUGCAUCCUGGCAAGAAACGCCUCCAAACGCAGAACAAAAGCUGCUGUGCCAGAGUGCAUGGCUGAAGUCCGUCGUGUUUAACAGUCCCAGUCCAGUCCAGCAGAUCUGUUCGGAGGGCCAGGAAACAUCAAAGCCUCCUGGUUCUGCUAGCCUGUGUGCUUUUUCUUGUGUGUCCGUAGCAGGUGAUGUCUCUUCUCUAACCUUUCUCCCUCCACUUGCUAAUCCUCCUAGUUAACAGGCAUUCAGCUUUCGGGACAGACAUGGAUGACUAUGACGUGAGAUCAGCGGCUAGCAUUCUAGCCUCAGUUAAAGAGCAGGAGGCGCGCUUUGAGCGGCUGACCCGGGCCCUCGAGGAGGAGCGGCGCAACGUCAGCCUGCCCUCGGAGCGACUGAGCAUGUGCAGCGCUGGCAGCAGCAGCCAGCCCCUGGCGUGGCAGCAGAUAGUACUGCAGGAGCAGAGCCCCAGUAACCAGACCUCCAUAGCCAUGAUGCAGGAGCCUCCAGAGGUGCUGGAGGAAACGGUGACUAUUGAAGAGGACCCGGGAACGCCCACCUCCCACGUUUCCGUGGUAACAUCAGAGGAUGGAACUACUCGCCGGACUGAGACAAAGGUGACCAAGGUUGUUAAAACCAUCACUCGCCGCACCUUCCACCCGGUGACAGUAACAGAGAGGCUGGUGGAUUCCCGGCCGCACACCCCCACUCCGGAGACAGACCCUGUCACCAAAAUGGUGAAAACCGUGACCACCAGGACGGUGCGCCAAGUUCCCCUGGGGCCGGAUGGCUUGCCCAUACCGGACGGGUCUUCCCCUCUCGGCAGCUACACGGAUUCCAUCGACCGGAGGUACCUGAAGAACGGGGACCGCUACAUCACCCCACAGGCCACCUCCACCCUGACCAGAUCCUUCAACAACUACAGUGAUUCCUACGCCGACAGCCCCGAUAACCAGUACCGGCACUACGGCAUCCACGACAGCUACGCCGACGUGUCCGACAACUACGGCAGCCUUUCCAGAGGGGUCAACUACCGGCCUCGCUACGGCUACAUGCCAGCAAACUACCGGCCGGAGAACAGCUACACCCUGCCCAUCAGGAAGGACGACUACGGACACAUAGCCCAGCCGCAGGUGCCCAUAGGCAGCAGCGCAGAGCUGAACCGCUCCCAGCCGGAGCGCUUCCAGCCAGAGCCGUACGGUUUGGAGGAUGAUCGCCGCAGUCUGGGGCCUGAGGAAGAGGAGGCAUAUGACCUGGAACCAGACUACUCCACAGUCAAUAGGAGGACUCUUGGCAGUGCUGACCGGGGCAGACCAGGCAGGGAGUUAAUCAGAGAGCCAAGCAGGGAGCCCAUGAUGAGAGAGCCAGUUCGAGGAAGAGGCUGCUACGAGGACCCCAUAGAGGCUGAACUGAUCGACGAGCGCCACCCCUACCUGCAGGGCAUCUACACGGCACCCCUGGCCCAGCCCGAGCGAGGCAGCAUGGCCAGCCUGGACCGCAUGGGCCGUCACUCGCCCUCCAUUGACAGCAUGCGCAAAGACCCCCGCUGGAGGGACCCCGACCUGCCGGAGGUCAUCGCCAUGCUGGGGCACCCCAUCGACCCGGUCAAGUCCAACGCGGCCGCCUAUCUGCAGCAUCUCUGCUACGAGAACGACAGGAUCAAGAAGGAUGUGCGCCACCUGAAGGGGAUCCCCAUACUGGUGGGGCUGCUGGACCACCCCAAGCCUGAGGUGCACCGCAAGGCCUGCGGAGCCCUCCGCAACAUCUCCUACGGCAAGGACAACGACAACAAGGUGUCCAUCAAGAACUGCGACGGCAUCCCUGCCCUCGUCCGCCUGCUGAGGAAGACCAGCGACAUGGAGGUGCGGGAGCUCAUCACAGGCACACUGUGGAACCUCUCCUCCUAUGAACCCCUCAAGAUGGUCAUCAUCAACCACGGCCUUCAGACGCUGACAAACGAGGUGAUCAUCCCCCACUCGGGCUGGGAACACGAACCCAAUGAGGACUCCAAGCCUCGGGACGCCGAGUGGACAACUGUCUUCAAGAACACGUCCGGGUGUUUGAGGAAUGUCAGUUCGGACGGUGUGGAAGCUCGGCGGCGGCUGAGGGAGUGCGGUGGCUUGGUGGAUGCGCUUCUCCAUGCUCUCCAGUCAGCCGUUGGGAAGAAGGACAUGGACAAUAAGUCUGUGGAGAACUGCGUGUGCAUCAUGCGGAACCUGUCCUAUCACGUCCACAAGGAAGUGCCAGGGGCAGAGAACUUCUUGGAGCCCUCAGCCAAUCAGAGUGGAGGCCCGGGAGCGCUGCAGAAGAAGAAGAAGGAUGACGCAGGGUGUUUCGGGGGGAAGAAAGCUAAGGAGGAGUGGUUUGAUCAAGGAAGGAAGAAUGGAGAGAGUGACAAAAACUACGACACUCUGGAUCUGCCCAAGCGCACUGAGCCAACCAAAGGGUUCGAGUUGCUUUACCAGCCAGAGGUGGUGCGUCUGUACCUGUCGCUUCUCACCGAGAGUCAGAACUACAACACGCUGGAGGCUGCGGCCGGGGCUCUGCAGAACCUCAGUGCAGGACAGUGGACUUGGUCGAUGUACAUCAGAGCUACUGUUCGGAAAGAGAAAGGCCUGCCGAUCCUGGUGGAGCUGCUGAGGUCCAACUCAGACAAGGUGGUGCGGGCGGUGGCCAUCGCUCUCCGAAACCUGUCCAUCGACCGCCGCAACAAAGACCUGAUAGGCAGCUAUGCCAUGCGGGACUUGGUGAGUAACUUACCCAGCGGGCAGCAGAGACCAGCCAAGAACCUGGAGGAGGACACGGUGGUGGCCAUUCUCAACACCACCCACGAGAUUGUAACAGACAGCUCGGAAAAUGCCAGGUCCCUGGUACAGGCACAGGCCAUCGGGAAGCUUGUAGCCAUCAACAAAACCAGCCAGUCUUCGAGAGAGACGAAGGCAGCCUCUCAUGUUCUGCAGACGGUGUGGAGCUACAAGGAGCUGAGGAACGCUCUGCACAAGGAAGGCUGGAACAAAACGCAUUUCCAGCCCGCAGCAGCUGCCCCUCCCAAAGGUUCAAAGAGUGGAGGGAAGCCCGGGUACGACGACAGCACUCUACCAUUGAUGGAGAAGAACCAAGGAAACAAGAAAUCUGGCAGUGCUGAUAUGAUACCAAUGGAUGAACUUGGGCCAGAUGCAUAUUCAACGAUUGAUCACAGAGACAAAGAGAGCAAGUUCAAAACUAGAGAAGGAUCGAGGGACGUGGCAGAAAGGGAUCCUUUAAAGAAUGACACAAAUAGGAAAAACUUUAUCAGGAGCAACAGGCCCUCAGUGAAUCUGGUGGAUGCGUGUGAUACUGAACAUCAGCCUGUUGACUCCUGGGUCUAAUUGCAUGCAUGGCUUAAAUUUAAAAUUGCAAUCCUGAAUUUUAAAAGAGGAUCUCACGUUUCACCACUGCCAUUCGACUUGGAGGUCAUUUUCUUUGUGGACAUGCCAGUGGACUUUAAAAAAAAAAAAAAAAAAAAAAAAAAAAAAAAAACACACACAACAAAAACUAUUUAUCAUUACAUGAACUUACUGUGCUUUUCAACAAAUGAAAAAAAAACAAUUAAAAAAACCCUACGUACUACUGUCAUAUCAACAUUCCCACCAGGCGUAGCAACCCCUGCCCCAGAACGAGCUCUCAUGGGAUUGGUCGGAUUCUGCAGUUUAUCCAGAAGGUAGUUGGUGUCGAGUAAGAGAAUAGAAGGUUUGUGGUGGGAACACUUGUUUCAUUGAAAAAAAAGGUAAAACUAAAAACUUUAACUGUAUUUUAGAACAGUCACAAGUGUUAGUACUUAUUUUAUUUUUUUAAGCAAAAAAAAAAAGUUCCGUUCUUGCAGAGCGUAUUGUGAGCAGACACCUGCCUAGAAUCUGCUCUCCAAGAACACAGACAAAAACCAUUCAGUGUUUUUCAUUUUGAGUUUUGGAUUGGUUUCCUUUCCUAUGUUUGUUUUUUUUGUUUUAGUUUUGAAGAACGAGGGAGUGAAUGUCGGUUUGAUGGAUUUCUAGGGGGAAGAAUGUUUCUUUGUUUGGAUUGAGUUUGGGGCUGGAAAGCACAAGGGUAGUAGAAUCCUCUUGGAGAGUAUGCUAAUGCGAUCUACACAAUGCUUGCUUCAUUAACGUUCUCCAUGUAAAGAGUUUCACUGUUUUUAAUUCACCGCAAGGUCGGUUUAAAGUGCAAGACAUGACGGAGGUGUUCAAGCGUCUUUUGAACCAGGGCAGCCAGCAAUGAAGAUCUCAGUUGCUAAUCAGGGCCUGAGGGAAGUGUGGAAUGCCAUAGUGUAAUAUGGAUCCAAUCUGUGUGGUUCUGCGUAUCCCAGCAAUGUAGAGCAAACAAAUCACAAACAGUAUGCAGAUGUACUCGGAGGUCUUGGACUUGGCUAACCCUUUCUUCAAAGAAGACAAUGGAGUAUUUGCUAUGUGAGCAGGGAGCAUGUUCCACAUUGCAGUUAACCUGCCUCUUCAGCGAUUUCACACCUCUCUUAACAAGUCCAGCUUUGGUUUGUAUUAAAAAAAAAAAAAAAAUUUCAAUGUUGUGCAUAAACAGUGUGUGUUGGGGAGGGAGGUUUCAUCUCCUUUGAAAGCAUUUUAUAUUUUUGUGUUGGUUUUAUAAAUGUAUAUGAAGAAAACGUAACCCAAACGUGUUCGCUGGUGUUUGUGCAUUGUGACGUGUGGAUGUGUACCGGAGACCCCUGCAUUGCACAUCAUCGGUGGAAGAGAAGCCGUGGAGUUCUGGCUGCAAAUCCGCCGAGGCGCGUCGCGCACUCAUUUGUAUUUUGUAACAGCACAAGUAAAAUAUAUAUAUAUAUAUAUAUAUAUAUAUAUAUAUAUAUAUAUAUAUAUAUAUAUAUAUAUAUAUUUAUAUAUAUAUAAUCUACUACUACUUCUUUUGUUUAAAGAAAGAAAAAAAGGAAAUAAAUCCAGAGAUUCCUAACCUGGUUUCCAGAUUCUUAAGAAGCUCCAGUUUUAGCUGCAGGGGUAGACAGAGGUCAGAGAGGUCCCCUUUAACCAGCUUUCAGUGCAAUGCCGUUCGCAAGAGAGACACUAACCAAUACAAUGAGAUGUACAUAUACAUAUACAUACACAUACACACACACAUACACUUAUACAUAUAUAUAUAUAUCUGUAUGCGUUACUCUGAUUUUGAUGCAUCUUUUUAAAACCCUUUUUCAAGCAAGCAUGAUAAAGUGAAAUGUAAUCUAAUCUGUUCACUCUACUGCCAUCUCUGUUGGUGUUACUUACAUUGAAUCAUUCGGAGUAGCCAGAGGACGGAGGGCUAGCGACUCACAGCUUAAAGCAGGGCUUGUGUUAGUUUAAGAAAUAAAAAGAUGACUAUUACGGUUUCCGGUUGGGCAUAUUGCCUUGGAAGGGAUGCAUGAGCUGCCUAAAAUACUGGAGGGAGGGGGGGGGGGGGGGGAUGACAAAACCAAACCAAACCCUCAGCUAUGUGUCGGGUUCUGUGUUCAUUUUUCUUUUUUCUUUUCCAAUGCACUUUAUUGCCCCAAUGCACGCCCUGGAAUGGCUGUGGGCUGCUCCACACACAUCAGUCAUAGUGAUGAAUCAAGCACACGCUCUGCUCUCCAGGAUCCAUAAGGCUGAUUCAUGCAUUCAUCUGCUUGUUCCUUCAUCCAUUCAUUAAAGCUGAGAAUGGCAUGUGCCUGCGUUAAAGUACUAUUUCUUUACUAUGUGAUUUUUUUGAAAGUCUUGUAUUUUUUUAAAAUAUGCUACAAAGAAAUAUAUUGCUAGUGUAACAAUAUUAACUUUUGAUUUUAAAAUGAGCAAGAACCCAGAUUUAAAAAGAUUAAUAAUACUUUUAUAAGAUGGCAAGAACUGUCUAUCCCUGGGUGCUGUUUAGCAGUGUGCUACCAAAGGGCCUGAAAUAGUAGUUGUUGUUUUUUUAAGAAAAGGCCAGGGGUUUGUUGCUGUAUAUAUAUUAAACUGUACUUUUAACCAUACUGAUACAAAACUUGCUGUGAACGAACUCGAAUGAACAACAGCUGAAGAAAUGAAGAACGAGCAAGCCCUACCGAUGUAGAUAUCUCUGAUCAAAAUUGUUUAAAUAAAAGUAACUGUAAUACUUAGUAGCAAAUGUGUUUGUAACUAUCAUGUGCCUUAAACUUUUCAUGGUAGAUUAAAAAAGAACAAUAACCAUGUGUUUUAUAUACUGUUACGCUUAGCGUUAUCAAUGUAGUCUCUAGACAGCUGGGGUUUUGCAUUGUACUAUAUUGUAUUGUAACCCUGAAAAGCGUGCAAACAGGUUUGAUUUAGUAGCAGAGCAAGUGGUUUAUGCUUUCGUAGGAAUGGAAAUCGACACUACAGUGACAGAAUGUGUCAUGUUAAUUUCACUAAUAUCCUGCAGAGUAUUCAGCUUGUUUAAAAGAACACAGGUUUGGAGAAAUAUCAAUUUGGUGUGUUUUCAAUAAACCAUGCCUGGAAAGAACAUGAAGGAAAA
Molecule: messenger RNA, 7207 nt
Organism: Acipenser ruthenus (sterlet)
Lineage: Eukaryota; Metazoa; Chordata; Actinopteri; Acipenseriformes; Acipenseridae
Product: splicing regulator ARVCF-like
Exons: 22
Coding region: 1000-4101 (1033 amino acids)
Biological process (GO): cell-cell adhesion; cell-cell junction assembly
Cellular component (GO): cytoplasm; nucleus; plasma membrane
Molecular function (GO): cadherin binding
Source: RefSeq, a predicted model, not a curated record